UGAGUUUCUUUUUCCUUACAGCAUGUGUUUGAUGAUCUCAGUGGCUCCGUAUCCUUGUCUUGGGUUGGAGAUAGCACUGGGAUCAUUCUAGUCUUGACUACCUUCCAUGUACCACUGGUAAUCAUGACUUUCGGACAGUCCAAGCUGUAUCGAAGUGAGGACUAUGGAAAGAACUUUAAGGAUAUUACAAAUCUCAUCAAUAACACCUUCAUUCGGACUGAAUUUGGCAUGGCUAUUGGUCCUGAGAACUCUGGAAAGGUGAUUUUAACAGCGGAGGUGUCUGGAGGAAGUCGCGGAGGAAGAAUCUUCAGAUCAUCAGAUUUUGCAAAGAACUUUGUUCAGACCAAUCUCCCAUUUCAUCCUCUGACUCAGAUGAUGUACAGCCCUCAGAAUUCUGACUAUCUUUUAGCCCUCAGCACUGAAAAUGGCCUGUGGGUGUCCAAGAAUUUUGGGGGAAAAUGGGAAGAAAUCCACAAAGCAGUAUGUUUGGCCAAAUGGGGAGCAGAAAACACCAUCUUUUUUACUACCUAUGUGAAUGGCUCCUGCAAAGCUGACCUUGGGGCACUGGAGUUAUGGAGAACUUCAGACUUGGGGAAAAGCUUCAAAACCAUUGGUGCGAAAAUCUACUCAUUCGGUCUUGGGGGACGUUUCCUUUUUGCCUCGGUGAUGGCUGACAAGGAUACAACAAGAAGGAUUCAUGUGUCAACUGAUCAAGGGGACACGUGGAGCAUGGCCCAGCUCCCCUCUGUGGGGCAGGAACAGUUCUACUCUAUUCUAGCAGCCAAUGAUGACAUGGUGUUCAUGCAUGUAGAUGAGCCUGGAGAUACCGGGUUUGGCACUAUCUUUACCUCGGACGAUAGAGGCAUUGUCUAUUCCAAGUCCUUGGACCGACAUCUUUAUACCACGACCGGUGGUGAGACAGACUUUACCAAUGUGACCUCCCUCCGCGGGGUCUACAUAACAAGUGUGCUCUCUGAGGAUAACUCUAUCCAGACUAUGAUCACGUUUGACCAAGGAGGAAGGUGGAAGCAUCUGAGGAAGCCUGAGAAAAGUGAAUGUGAUGCUACAGCAAAAAAUAAGAACGAGUGCAGCCUUCAUAUUCACGCUUCCUACAGCAUCUCCCAGAAACUAAACGUUCCAAUGGCCCCCCUCUCAGAGCCAAAUGCCGUGGGCAUAGUCAUCGCCCAUGGUAGCGUGGGGGAUGCCAUCUCAGUAAUGAUCCCGGACGUGUACAUCUCAGAUGAUGGGGGUUACUCCUGGACAAAGAUGCUGGAAGGACCCCACUAUUACACCAUCUUGGAUUCCGGAGGCAUCAUUGUGGCCAUUGAGCACAGCAGCCGUCCUAUCAAUGUGAUUAAGUUCUCCACAGACGAGGGUCAGUGCUGGCAAACCUACGUGUUCACCAGGGAGCCCAUCUACUUUACCGGCCUUGCUUCAGAACCUGGAGCCAGGUCCAUGAAUAUCAGCAUCUGGGGUUUCACAGAAUCUUUCCUGACUCGCCAGUGGGUCUCCUAUACCAUUGAUUUUAAAGAUAUCCUUCAAAGGAACUGUGAAGAGAAGGACUAUAUCAUAUGGCUGGCUCACUCUACAGACCCUGGAGAUUAUGGAGAUGGCUGCAUUUUAGGCUAUAAAGAACAGUUCCUGCGGCUACGCAAGUCAUCUGUGUGUCAGAAUGGUCGGGACUAUGUGGUGACCAAGCAGCCGUCCAUCUGUCUCUGCUCCCUAGAGGACUUCCUCUGUGAUUUUGGGUACUUCCGUCCAGAAAAUGACUCCAAGUGUGUGGAAGAGCCAGAGCUGAAGGGCCACGACCUGGAGUUUUGUCUGUAUGGCAGAGAGGAGCACCUGACGACAAAUGGGUACCGGAAAAUUCCAGGAGACAAAUGCCAAGGCGGAGUGAAUCCAGUUCGAGAAGUGAAAGACUUGAAAAAGAAAUGCACAAGCAACUUUUUGAGUCCAGAAAAGCAGAAUUCCAAGUCAAAUUCUGUUCCAAUUAUCCUGGCCACUGUGGGAUUGAUGCUGGUCACAGUCAUAGCAGGAGUGCUCAUCGUGAAGAAAUACGUCUGUGGGGGAAGGUUCCUGGUGCAUCGGUACUCCGUGCUACAGCAACAUGCAGAGGCCAAUGGUGUGGAUGGUGUGGAUGCCUUGGACACAGCCUCCCACAGGAAUAAAAGUGGUUAUCAUGAUGACUCAGAUGAGGACCUCUUGGAAUAGCUCGUCAAAGAGCUGGGACCAAGCACGGAUGAUAGAAACGCAGUACCUCUUACACUCCCUGUGGCUCCGACUUGGGGAAAUAAAUUUCCCAUUGUGAGGAAUCCAGCUAUGUUUCCGCUGCUUCCGUCAAAGCCAGAAGGACUUCCACUAAAGAAAUGCAGGGAGUGGGGUGGGGGCAAAACCCUAAACACUUACAAUUGGCUCUGAGGGGGAAAAAUUUUAAAUCUUUAACGUCUUACUUCAAGUUCUGUCUUUUUGCAAAGUAUGGGCUCUUUUUGUUUUUGUUUUUUAAGGGAAAUGAAAUGGAAUUUGAAGGGAAGGAACAUUUCAUUGACUCCAUUCCUGCAUGUUUUGCAUGGCGCCUGCCCCAGGGCACCUGCCAACUCCAGCAUCAACUCUCACCAAGUAGUCGUUGUGAUCCCUAGGCUCUGCUGGUGACACAGCAGCUGCAGAGGUGAAAUCAGAGGCUGUGGUGACUAGCACCACCUGGGCAACCUUUCUGUGUCUGGGGACAGCCCUGCUCCGAGAACCUUGCACACCAGCUUCUCACACAGAUCCCCACCUUUUUUUUUCCCCAGGGGCCAUAGAUCACAGUGAUUUUUCUUUUUCCUGUUUAAUUAGGCAAUGCCCUUGUUAACUGCCCUUUGGUGACUAACUUAACCAUGUGCUUCCAAGACACUAAAUCAGGAGAACUUAAAGGGCAAUAUUUUUAACUGGGGGCAGGAAGAAGGGAGCAUCAGAAAAUUGACUAGAUUUAGCACCUAUUAAAUGAGAGAUCCUUCCUUCCUCCAAGACUUUUCAAGCCAUGCUGUGUGUGUGCCAGAAGAGUUGCUGAAGGACGAUGCUGGGCUGUCUCUGGAUGCCUGCCCAGGCCAAGGGAUCUCUUUGCUAAAACUGAUGGUGGCAUGCACGGUGUAGCCUGAGGACUGAACAUGGUCUUCCACGUGCUCUUCUACCUGCUGUGUUGGCUCGGUGGUGAAUCAUUCAAAUGGCUGUUUGUUUCCUCUUAGGUGGCUUGUUGUAUGUGGAGUCAGGACUAGACAUGUUUUCACAACUAUAGGCUUUUCUAAAAAAUCAGAAUUUUACUACCAGGCUCUCUUCCUUACCCCUUUUCCCCAGCUUUGCCAAGAAAUUUAUUGGCAUGAAACUUUGGGCUGAACCAACUGAAAACACUUCCAGUGUAAGAUAUGAUACAUUAAGUUCAUAUUUUAAAUUUAAGGGAGUUUUCCAUUUGACAUUUUUUCAAAUUAAGUCAAUUAUAGAAUGUAGUGAGGUGGAUUUUGGGUGGCCAUAUAGUCAUGGAAAGCUGCAAUAAUUAGUUUUAAUACAACUUGAAUAUUUGCUAUAUAGGAAUAGAGUACAGUAUGCUUUUGGUCUUAGCGUACUUGCUGUGCUGGUCACGGUUUCUCCCAGUAAUUAUGAUUGGGACAUUCUCUGGUAACUGCCAUUUUGCUGCUAGUUCAUUUUAUGGCCAGAAAGUCCGUAAAAGUAAAUGUGCCAAAUUAACUUUUGUCAGAAUGCAUGAGCAGAUGGCUAAAGUUCUCUCCUCACCAGAAUGGAAUAACAGCAGCAGGGGAAGUGGGGGAGGGAGUGGAUGGAGAAUUCUAGAGACUUGGAAACUGCAGUAAAAUUAAAUGAGUCAGGGAGCUUCAGUUAGAAAAUAAUAUUAGGAGGGCAGUUUUUGUAAAGAGAAUAUUUGUUAGAGCCAGAGAGCACUCGUCUUUUAGGAAAAGCAUUCAUUUUGCAUGGUUUUUAACUUUAAAAUAAUUCCAAAGAUAAACUAACUCACAAAGGAUAUAGUGUCAGCCUUUGUCCCAGACUCUCUCACCUCCUGCCCAAAGUGAUUUUGCUGCCCAGCAAAGACCUACUUCAUCUACACCCUUUCUCGUAGCAUAUACUCCCUGGGGUAGAUGUGCUGAGAUGUGGCAAUUCUCUGAUCAGCUUUAAGAUGUAGGAAAGUUAAUAUUCUUCUGUAACCAUACAAGAGUAGGGCUCUUUGCUUAUAAUAACACCUGGGAUUUCUGUAGAAAUUAGCAAUUUUCAAAGCAUUUGAACCUCAACAUUCUUGUGAAAUUAAAAAAAAAAAAAGGCAGGGAUUUUAAUCCCCACUUUUAGGAGAUGGAGAUGCAAAACUUGAGUAAACUGUCCAGGGCCCCUAUGUGUUACGAACAGUGCUGGCUGGCUGGCUUCAGGUGCUGCCUACCUGGAGCAGGGCUUCUUCCUUAUAGUAUGGCUGUUCUACAAGGUGGGUAUCAGUGGCAUUUCUUUCAGAGCAGUGUUUAGCACCCUUUUGCCACCUUAGUAGAAAUUUUAUUCUCCUGUUUUUCAUGGCUAAACACAAAAGUAAUGAUCAUUUUGAGUGUGUUUAGAAACUGCCUCUCACCUCAUUGAGGAUCACUAUUCGAGAGCAGGAGUGGACUCUCCACUAAGUCACCUUCUCCAUUCUCUGUCUCUCCCAUCCCUGGCUGGCUAGCUAGCUGGCUCGCUGGCUUAGUUGGUUUGAGGACUGCUCACAAGCCUGGCUUAUUCCCUUUACCAGCUAGUUAGUGUUCUACAUCAGCCUGCUCGCUCACAAGUGUAUGCCCUCAGCCAGUGAGUAAAACAGCCUAAACCCAUGAUUGUGUCUAAGAAAAAAAGAUCUCUUAAUUUGUCCUGAUGUUAGGUUAGGAGCAUUAUCUUUGGAAGUAUAGCAUAUUGUGUGAAAUCCCAGGAUUGAUAGAGCAGAAGAGAUUAUUUCUAGUGGUCUCAGCAAUAGAAUUUAGCAUCAUAAGAGAGGUUGGACAUAUCAGACCAUCCAGCGUGGUCUGAGCUCUUAAAUCCAGGUGGAGACCUUGCCAUGUUUCCUGCUUUAUGGAUAGGUGUCUUAGACCUGAGGGGGCUUUUGGUUUUCAAUGCAACCAGAGACGAGGGAUGCAUACACCUAGGCUGUGAUUUGAAUGGAAACACACUUAGAAGAAGAAUGAAAGCGUUUAGAGGGUGUGGUAGUUUAGGCUGAGCUCAGGAGAUUCAAUAGACUAGCUAUAACAAACUUAGAAUUUGCCAUCUGCCUCUGAAUAGGUAUGUGUGUGUGCCUCUCAGGUUUGCCUCUGGGCUUCUACAUGCCCAAGCUAGCCUUUUAUCCCUGACAGAUUAGUAAUGCACUGACCACUCCAGCUCCUGCUGGUUCUCCCAUGGCCUUUGUCAUGAUGCCAGGCUUGUCUACACCCACCCCAGGUGGCAGGGCUAGCCUGGCUUUAGUUAUUUCUUUAUUUUCCAGGCAAAUCAUCCAGGUAGAGAUUCUCUCUUCCCUUUUAGGAGGGCUCUAAAGAGCCCUGCCCCUAUGUGCAGGGGCUCAGAGCUCAUCCUGCUCAUUGUCGGUACAGCCCCCUUGUCCCAUAUGAAGACUUGGAACUGCUCAAAUAGGAAGAGAUUCAGCUUUUCAACUUUGCUGCUACCUUCUCUCAAGUAGGAAAAUAAACUUGGACUUAAAUGUCCUUUGAACAAAACCAAAGUUUAAGAUUUGCCACAUGAUAGAGUGGUAGAGAGGGCCAGACUGUCAGCGCCGGCACUGAGCAGGUGCCAGGCUUUCUGUUCCAUCUGCCACUGCUUGCUAGGCUCAGGGGGCUCCGGGAGCACCGUCAGCCCUAGCAGAGCCCAGGCCUUACCCUCAUGGAGGAUAACUGAAAUCGCAGCAGCACGUUGCCUUCCUGGUUACAUUACAUUAUAAUAAGAAUCAGAACAUGAAUUUGAAGUUGUCUUCAACUUGCUGUAUGCAUUUUCUCACACCAGUGCAUUCUUAAGGGUUCUUGUUUAUAGAGAAUAACAAACUAAUCUGUACCUUUAUACAUAUGUACAUAUACACAUGUAUAAACUGUAUAGUGUACAUGCUAAUGAUCUAUUGAUGUGUCCCAAAUCUUGACUGCAGUUCUCUUCCUCCGCAUGCCUGCAGUUGUGGUCAGGUGACGACUGUUCCCUGAUACUCUGCCCACCUCCUGUGUUUGGAUGUCUAGGGAAGAGGGUUUUAGUCAUACUCUCCUUAUCCUCGUGCACAAAAAUGCUCAGGGUCCCCAUGUGCCUGUUCAGUCCUCUCUUGUCUCUUGCUCCCUUUCUGAGCAUGUGGUCCCUCCCUGUUCUGUAUCUUCUCUGCCUCUUCCCCAAGCUAUGGGACAGCCGCCUUCCUAUUAAAGUGUAAAGCAGUUAUUAAGAUCAUUGCUGCAUGUGCGCUAAAAAACAAACCAGUUUUCUGUUCCCUUGGGACAGAAAAUUGCAUGUGAGGUGGGAUAAUCAAGUCUCAAUGACCCAUGCCAGUUACACAACAAAGCCAGACCCCAUAAUAAAAUUCCACAAAAUGGAAAUAAAACUCAAAUUUCUUAAGCAUUGUGUAAAUAAAUCUGGAUGUCUUUAACUUUGUACUGGUAAUUUUCUGUAUAUUUGCAAUAUUUGGGUUAGAAAUAAAACAGACUGGGACUUUGUUACUUGAGCUACUGAAA
Messenger RNA from Miniopterus natalensis, 6680 nucleotides. The record is from RefSeq and is a predicted model, not a curated record. Lineage: Eukaryota; Metazoa; Chordata; Mammalia; Chiroptera; Miniopteridae.